Molecule: messenger RNA, 1080 nt
Organism: Dendrobium catenatum
Lineage: Eukaryota; Viridiplantae; Streptophyta; Magnoliopsida; Asparagales; Orchidaceae
Product: peroxidase P7
Exons: 2
Coding region: 43-1008 (321 amino acids)
Biological process (GO): response to oxidative stress; hydrogen peroxide catabolic process
Molecular function (GO): heme binding; peroxidase activity
Source: RefSeq, a predicted model, not a curated record
CAGCUACCUUCUUCCAAUCUAAACUACUAGCUUUGAUCAGCCAUGGCCUCCAUCUCCCAUAUUACCUCAUUCCUUGCUCUCUCUCUUCUUCUCUUACUGGUUUUCUCUGCUGAUGCUCAACUCUCUUCAAACUUCUACGCUGCAACUUGCCCAAACUUGCAGUCCAUAGUGCGCUCCGCCAUGGCCAAAGCGGUGAAGAAAGAGCCUCGCAUGGCUGCCUCCAUUCUCCGCCUCUUCUUCCACGACUGCUUCGUUAAUGGUUGCGAUGGUUCGAUUCUGCUUGACGACACCCCGACAUUUACAGGCGAGAAGAAUGCAUUUCCUAACCAAAACUCAGCCAGAGGAUUUGAAGUCAUUGAUGCCAUUAAGUCGAGCGUGGAGGCCUCCUGCAAAGCAACGGUGUCCUGUGCUGACAUUCUCGCUCUUGCUUCUCGCGAUGGAGUUGUUAAGCUCGGCGGGCCUAAAUGGACUGUAGCUCUCGGCCGAAGAGACGCCACCACGGCCAGCCAAAGCUCGGCGAACAGCGAUCUCCCAGGCCCGUCGUCGAGCCUCUCCACUCUCAUCUCCAUGUUCGCCGGAAAGGGUCUGACUGCGCGUGACAUGACGGCGCUCUCCGGCGCACACACCAUAGGACAGACCCAGUGCCAAUUCUUUCGCUCUCGCAUCUACAACGACGACAACGUCAACCCCAGCUUUGCCACCCUUCGACAGGGAAACUGCCCACAAACGUCCGGCGGAGAUAGCAACUUGGCGCCGCUGGACGUACAGAGCCCGAACAAGUUUGGAGCUGAAUACUACCAGAACUUGCUCGGCUCUCGAGGCCUGCUGCAUUCAGAUCAAGAGCUCUUCAAUAAUGGAACUCAGGAUGCUUUGGUGAGGCAGUACAGCCAAAACAGGAAUCUUUUCUUCAGCGACUUUGCUGCAGCUAUGGCGAAGAUGGGAGCUAUUACUCCGCUUACAGGAAGCAAUGGGGAGAUUCGUUUGAAUUGCAGGAAGGUUAAUUCGUGAUUGUUAAUUUGUCUAUUUGUCAAUUGUACUAUUUGUAGAACAAAUUUAUUAUAUAAUUCUUUUAUUGAAUUU